Molecule: messenger RNA, 2270 nt
Organism: Linum trigynum
Lineage: Eukaryota; Viridiplantae; Streptophyta; Magnoliopsida; Malpighiales; Linaceae
Source: the annotation of a GenBank genome assembly
CUUUCGUAUCCUAUACAAAAUCAAAGCACAUCUCAAAUUCUCAAUCAUGGAGAAUAAUAUAAUUAAUUACUCAAUUAAUUACAAGGAUUCCUAAACUUCAUGUACGUGUUGACAAAAUACAAGAUAUAGCAGCCAUGAUGACAAUGUGACCGGAUGCUUACUCAUAUAGAUCAUCACAAAUGGACAAAACCUUGUUCAGUUAGUUCACUAGCCAUCGUGCGACCUUAAAUCAACAAUUCAACACCUCUUUCUCAAUCCCCUAUAUAUAUGACACCAUAAAGCAGGUGAAACCCAUAUCAUCAUUCAUCAAUCAUCCCUCCAAUUCCCACAAGAAAAAGAUCAAACUCUCUAAAAGCUAGACUCGAGAUGGUUCAGAAGCACCACGUGGUCGUGUUCUCGUCUCCAGGAAUGGGCCACCUCAUCCCGCUCGUCGAGCUCUCCAAGAAGCUCGUCACGGCCCACGACCUGUCCAUCACCCUUAUCAUCCCGUCCUUGGGGCCACCUCCCAAAGCUCAAGCUCAGGUGCUCGAGUCGCUCCCACCCGGUUCGAUCAACCACGUCCUCCUCCCCCCAUCCGAUCCUUCCAAGUUCCCGACCGGUUCCCGAAUCGAGACCCUGAUUUGUCUCACCGUCGCCCACGCGAUUCCCGCCCUUCACGAUGCGCUCAGGUCACUGGUCGAGAGGGUCGGAAGGCCGGUAGCUCUGAUUGCUGACUUCUUCUGCACCGACACGUUCGACGUUGCCAGGGAAUUCGGGGUGCCGAGUUACUUGUUCAUCCUCAUGAAUGCCACGGUAUUGUCCAUGUUACUUCAUCUCCCGAGGCUCGACCAGGAGGUGUCUGGUGAGUACGGGGACAUGGAUCGCCGGAUCCGGCUCCCCGGUUGCAGGGUCGAUCUCCCCGGUUCGGAUCUGCCCGACCCGCUUCUCGAUCGGAAGGACGACGCCUACAAAUGGUUCAUGCACAACGCCAAACGCUUAAAUCUAGUGGAUGGGUUCCUAGUAAACAGCUUCACCGAGCUAGAAGGAGAGACCAUUCGGUAUUUGCAGGAGAAUGCCGGACCCGAGAAGAAACCGGUCUACCCGAUCGGACCCAUCAUCCAAUCCGGCCAAUCCAACGGUUCGACCGAUCCGAGCGGGUGUUUGGAAUGGCUGGACGAUGAACCAACCGGUUCGGUGGUGUUCAUUUCGUUCGGCAGCGGCGGGACUCUGUCUUCGAAGCAGUUGAAGGAGCUGGCAUUGGGUCUGGAGAUGAGCGAGCAACCUUUCCUCUUGGUGGUGAGAAGCCCCAACGACGCGGCCACCGACGCCUCGUAUUUCAGCGCGAAGAGCGCUUCGAACCCGCUCGAUUUCCUGCCCGAUGGGUUCGUGGAGCGAACCAGAGGCAGAGGCAUGGUGGUUCCGUCGUGGGCGCCGCAAAUCCAAGUGCUUGGCCACCGGGCCACGGGCGGUUUUGUGAGUCACUGCGGGUGGAACUCGACGGUGGAGAGCAUUGUGAAAGGGGUGCCGCUGAUUGCCUGGCCGUUGUACGCGGAGCAGAGGAUGAACGCGGUGCUGCUGGAGAAGGAUAUGGAGAUCGCGUUGCGGCCGGAAGCAGGGGAAGACGGGAUGAUCGGGAGGGAAGAGAUCGCCAGGGUCGUGAAGGGUCUGAUGGGAGGGAAAGAAGGUUCGGUGGUUCGUGAGAGAAUGGCGAAGCUGAAGGUGGCGGCGGCGGAGGCAGUAAAGGAAGGAGGUUCUUCCACCAAGUCGUUGGGUGAAUUGGUAUCUAAGUGGGGAGAAGUGUCAUUAGAAUAGACUAUUUGACCAAAAUAAUAAUUAGUUGAUUUUGUUUUUCAUUGUCAUGAAUUGUAUUCUCUUGUUAGCUGUGCUCUCCAUUAUUUGUUUUCAAGGUCCAUUUAAUAAUUGACUUGAGCUUUUAUGUUUUGUUGGUGGUAGUUAGCAUUAUUAGCUUUGUCGUUGUCGUCAAGAACAAUUCCUUGUAUCCAUAUGAUUCAACCAAGCUCGUCCCGUCCAGAAUUAUUACCCCUAUUUCCGAAGUCCUGGUGUUCUCGAUUGCGAAGAACACGAAGCCCUUUGCCUCUCAAACAGGUUUCUUGCCGACUGUCCAUCUUACCUCGGUACCCAAUAUGCAUAAUUUUGAUUCGUUUUGAACCGAACCGACCGAAUGCCCACCCAUAUCGAUGACUACUACUAGUAGUAAACAAUGAUGGAGUGGCGGAAUUGCUGCUUUGUAAUUUGUAUAUUAUCAAGUAUAAUGAAAAUGGUGUCUCAUA